AUGCCCACCACGGCCCCCGAAAAGCUGAGAGACCUCGCUCCCGCCGCCCAGGACAGCGGCCCUCCGCCGGACGACGGAUCUGCCUCCAAGGGCGGCUCGUCCCGCCGCAAGCUGGUCAAGAGCGCCUGUCGGAACUGUCAGACCAAGAAGACAAAGUGCAACGGCAAGCGCCCGAAAUGUUCGCGAUGCCUGCAGAAGGGGCUCGCCUGUCAGUACGACACGCUGUACGAGGGUAUGAGCAAGCAGCAGAGUGCGGAAUAUGAGAUCUUGCGCCUCAACGACAUCAUCACCGAUUUGGAGCAGAAGCUUCGUGUUUUGGAGCACGGCUCCCAGCAAGAAGCGUUCGCCAUGCUAAAUGUCAUCCGGCGGCGCGCCGCUAUCGAAGGGGCGCUCGAGGGAGUCGAUGAUCGAAGUAGGCAGGAUUCCUCGUCGAGCGCCGCUGCUUUGAGCCGUAAUUUGGACCCUUCCGCGGUCGACGUCGAGGUCGAAAGUCGCACCAACAGUACCAACAGUGAUGAUUUCAUUCCGCUGUUGUUCAACCGACAGGAAUGGGCAGACAUUCUACCUGCCAACCCAAAUGCCAACUCAAUGGAUCCUACUUCGAUGACUUCUCGUGGAGACGACGACGGCGACGGCGACCGGGACGACGAUCAUAACGAUGGCAGCAGCGGCAACUCACGACCUCGAUUACCACCACGACGACAGCAACAAUCAUGUCCAUCGUUUCGCCAACAACAGCAAGCCCCUUCAGACAUGAUUUACCACGGAUUCGUUGCUCCACCGCAAACACAGCACCUCCAGGGCUUUGGGAACCUGCCCUUCUCCAGUAGCAUCAGUGCCAACCACUAUCCUCCGCGGAUCCAAGAGCAGCAACUUGGGAAUAUAUUUGCACCGUUGUGGAAUAUCCUUCCCAUAACUACUCUCGGCGGUAUUGCGUCUGUCAAGGAGUCCGUCGCAGCGACAGUCCGACAUGCCAGGUUACUCAUCCAAUCUGGGCACGAGGUCGAGCACAUUGUUGGUAAAAAGUGCAACAUAGCAGCCAUCCUCGAUCGAGGCCAGUACAAGCGGUCAACGCUGCUCUCUCAAUGGGCCGCAGGCUUGACCUACAGCUUUCAGCGCAAGACUAGGGAUUUUGUUACAUUUGCCUCUAUGCAUCUGAUAUGGACAUUGGCGCGGUGGAUGAUCGUCCCGAGGCCAGACACGUACGAAGCCAUUCCUGCAUGGCUACGUCCUACGAUGGACCAGCUCUUUGUUCCCCACGUGGAAAUUGUGGACCUCGUGCUCUGGCCCGCCCCGAGGGACCUAGUCGUGAACAACGCGGCAACCCUACAGUCCGACUGGAGAUGGCUUCAUGACAUGGGCGUGACUAUCGAUUGCGACUGGUUCGUCGAUUUGGAGCUGGCACUAGAGAUGGACCCCGUGACGGGAGAGAUGUACCUAUCGGAAGCAGCAAAGGCAACCGCUGAACAGCUGGAGAAUUGGUCAUUGGGGCCGACUAUUCAACAGUACUUACCAGUCGACAACUGGAGUUCAAUGGCGAGGAUCAGGCCUGCUUUUGAGCAGCACCUUAGUUGA
Neoarthrinium moseri is the source of this 1575-nucleotide messenger RNA. RefSeq lists its product as uncharacterized. Gene Ontology annotation, biological process: regulation of DNA-templated transcription. Gene Ontology annotation, molecular function: zinc ion binding; DNA-binding transcription factor activity, RNA polymerase II-specific. Bases 1 to 1575 code for a protein of 524 amino acids. Lineage: Eukaryota; Fungi; Ascomycota; Sordariomycetes; Amphisphaeriales; Apiosporaceae. The record is from RefSeq and is a predicted model, not a curated record. The transcript has 5 exons.